Molecule: messenger RNA, 2148 nt
Organism: Purpureocillium lilacinum
Lineage: Eukaryota; Fungi; Ascomycota; Sordariomycetes; Hypocreales; Ophiocordycipitaceae
Product: catalase
Biological process (GO): response to oxidative stress; hydrogen peroxide catabolic process
Cellular component (GO): cytosol
Molecular function (GO): heme binding; catalase activity
Source: RefSeq, a predicted model, not a curated record
AUGAAGUGUCCGACUCUUCUCGCCGCCUCUCUGGUUGGUGCUGGUCUCGCUCGUGCCCAGUGUCCCUUCGCGGACCCUGCACGACUUGCUCCCAGGGCUGACGGCGUCACGUCCCGCGACCACGUCGCCCAAUACGACGUAGACGACAGUCAAGGCUUCUUGACAUCGGACGUCGGCGGACCUAUCGCGGACCAGAACAGCCUGAAAGCCGGUCAGCGGGGGCCUACUCUGUUGGAGGACUUUAUCUUCCGACAAAAGAUUACGCGCUUCGACCACGAACGAGUGCCCGAACGGGCUGUCCAUGCUCGCGGGGCCGGUGCGUACGGCACCUUUACCAGCUAUGGCGACUUCAGCAACAUCACGGCGGCGUCCUUUUUGGGGGCCAAGGACAAGAAGACGCCUACAUUCGUGCGCUUCUCCACCGUGGCUGGCUCGCGCGGCAGCGCAGACACGGCACGCGAUGUCCAUGGCUUUGCCGUCAGACUCUUCACGGAUGAGGGCAACUUUGACAUUGUCGGCAACAACAUCCCCGUCUUCUUCAUCCAGGACGCCAUCCAGUUCCCCGAUCUGAUCCACGCCGUCAAGCCCCGGUCCGACAAUGAGAUCCCCCAGGCGGCGACGGCGCACGACAGCGCCUGGGACUUCUUUAGCCAGGAGACGUCGACGCUGCAUACCCUCUUCUGGGCCAUGGCGGGCUAUGGAAUUCCGAGGAGCUUUCGACACAUGGACGGGUUCGGAGUCCACACAUUCCGCUUUGUCACCAACGACGGCGAUACCAAACUCAUCAAGUGGCACUGGAAGUCCAAGCAAGGCAAGGCCAGCUUGGUUUGGGACGAAGCCCAGCAUGUCGCAGGCAAGAAUGCGGACUUUCACCGCCAGGAUCUCUUUGACGCCAUCGAGUCGGGUGAAUACCCUGAAUGGGAGCUCAACAUCCAGAUCAUCGAGGAGAGCCAGGCCCUCAGCUUCGGAUUCGAUGUCAUGGACCCGACCAAGAUCAUUCCCGAGGAGCUCGCGCCUCUUCACCCUGUGGGCGUGAUGCGUCUCGACGCAAAUCCCGUCAAUUACUUUGCUGAAACGGAACAGGCCAUGUUCCAACCCGGGCACAUCGUUCGUGGCGUCGACUUCACCGAAGACCCUCUGCUGCAGGGACGGAUCUUCUCAUACCUCGAUACCCAGAUCAACCGCCACGGCGGUCCCAACUUUGAGCAGCUGCCCAUCAACCGACCCAUCGGCAAGGUCCACAACAACAACCGCGAUGGCGCCGGGCAAAAUACGAUUCCCAAGAACACGGCACCUUACAAUCCAAACACCCUCAACAAGGGCUUUCCCAUGCAGGCCAACCAGACCGAGGGCAAGGGAUUCUUCACCGCUCCCGAGCGCAAGGCCGACGGCCCGCUGGUCCGCAGCCGCAGCUCGACCUUUGCCGACCACUGGAGCCAGCCGCGACUCUUCUACAACUCCCUUACCAAGAUCGAGCAGCAGUUCCUCAUUGAUGCCAUCCGCUUUGAGACCAGCCAGGUGCAGCCGGCGGUGCAGAAGAACGUCUUGUUCCAGCUCAACAGAAUCAGCCACGACAUCGCCGUGCGCGUGGGCAAGGCUCUUGGUCUGGAACCGCCCGCCGAGGAUGACCGCUUCUAUCACAGCAACACGACCAAAGGCAUCUCCAUCUUUGGCCAAAAGCUGCCUACUAUCGCGACGCUGCGAGUCGGUGUGCUCGCCUCGACCGCCGCCAAAGAGUCGAUGGACCAGGCCAGCUCGCUCAAGAGUGCUUUCAAGGCUGACAAGGUCAAGGUCAUCACUGUGGGCGAGUCCCUCGCCGACGGCGUCGACAUAACCUACUCAGCCGCCGAUGCCAUUGGCUUCGACGGCAUCAUAGUGGCGUCGGGCGCUCAGGCCCUGUUCAAGGCAGCCAACAAGACAACCCUGUUCCCGCCCGGUCGGCCAGCUCAGAUCCUGAGAGACGGUUACAACUGGGGCAAGCCCGUCGGCUUUCUUGGGUCCACGGGCGACGCGAACACCGCGGCUGGCGUUCAUGAUGGCCCAGGAGUGUUUGUCUCAAACGACGUCGACGCCAUCGUCAAAGACUUCAAGGAGGGUCUUGCCGUGUUCAAGUUCACGGAUCGGUUUCCGGUAGAUGCAGACGCUUAA